Molecule: messenger RNA, 959 nt
Organism: Daphnia pulicaria
Lineage: Eukaryota; Metazoa; Arthropoda; Branchiopoda; Diplostraca; Daphniidae
Exons: 4
Coding region: 72-809 (245 amino acids)
Molecular function (GO): heme binding; oxygen binding
Source: RefSeq, a predicted model, not a curated record
UUUACAUCAUUGAAGGCAUCCGAGUAAAAUCUUGACUGAUUUGCGUAGAACAAUUUUCCAAUCUCCCGAAAAUGACACGGCUGAUUUUGGUUCUUUGUGCUCUUCUCUCUCUGGCCGUCGGACAGAGUCCAUACAACGAUCGAUUCUCGGGAGGAAUAGGUUCGAGGUAUCGUGGAGGAGGAACGACCGGCAGUCCGUUUGUAACGACAACUACCGUGACGACAGUUCUCGACUUGAGCACCGGAAUGACGAAAACUUUCCACUCGUCCAGCAAUCCUAACAGCGGCGGUGGUGAGAGGUCCUCCUCUUACGGUGGCGGCUACGGAGGAGGUGAAAAGAAUAAAUUUCCGGAAGGAAGCAGCGAAACUAGCCCAUUAAUGAAUAUCCUGAGCGAAAACGAUAUCAGCGUCCUUGUGAAUAGCUGGCAUAUUCUCAAGAAGCGCAGCGAUUUCGCCCCCAAAGUGUUCAUGAGAUAUUUCAAAGCCAAACCCGAAGCUCAGAAGCUCUUCUCGGAAUUCGCCAACGUGUCCAUUACGGAUUUGCCAAAUAAUCACGAUUUCCUGAACGCUGCUUAUUCUUGUGUGUCCAGUCUGGAAUUCAUCCUUCCUCAUCUCAGAUCCCAACAUCCGGAGCGAUGCCCCGCCCUAACCGAUCUCAAGAAUAAAUACAGCGUCGUUGAUCUCAAGAGGUUCGUACCGAUCUGGAUGGCGGCCAUGCAAGAAGAGAUGGGCAACGCUUACUCCAACGACGUCCGCGACGUCUGGAAGAAGGCCUUGUCCGCUUUUACCGAUUACGCUUCAACCCCAUAAUCGAAUUUAUAUUUGUUAAACGAUUAAUUGUAUUUCACGUAGUGUUAUUUAGGGGGCGCUUUUUCACAGCUACUGUACAAGCUGCUUUGUGUAUUUUAUUUGUAAUAUUAUAACCAAGCUUUUAGUCAAUACAAUAUUCAACGCAAAAUA